UUCCUUUGCUUUCUGUAUCAUGAAUCAAAAAUGGAGAGGAGCAGGUUGGAGAAAUUUAUCAAAUCAACAUCUAACAUUACUGCAGUCCAAAAUGAAGAGUUAGACUUCAGAAAUGGAUAAGAAAUCAUCUUCUGAAACUUCUCGGCGGUCACCAUACUUCUGUUGUCCGGGCCUUUAUCCCAGCACUUUCAUCAGAACAGCGCUUUUAUCUGCCAUCUUUUUACUUUGUGUGAGCUUUGUGGCCUUACUGUUAUGCGGAGUAUUCUAUGCCAGUGGAAGUUCGGUAUUCUUCUACGUGAGUGCCACCAUUAUGUUAUCUGCAGCAGCCAUGUUAACAUUGUUCUACAUCUGGCUGAACCGCAGGAGUAUACCAAUACAUUUGCGCUGCCCGUCUUCAGUUUCGAGCAAUAAAGCGGAAAUUGCGACAGUAACUUUGUCUGAGUAUUAUUCCCAGACCCCAACAGGAAUGAAAUCCGAUUAUCCGAUGGGGCCUAACCUUGUGAUGACCUUACCCAAGCCUUCGAACGAAAGAGAUCGCAGCCCAACGCUGGAUUCUGAAGAUUACAGUGUUCCAAAUACUCCUAAAUAUGCUAAGAAAAAAAUUGCCAAACGAGCUAAAAAUGUACCCCCUUUGGCAAGUGCAGAGACAUUGACACCUUCUCUCAUGUCAUCCUGCUAUGGAAGUAUAGACAGUGUCGUCUAGUCAGUUUACAGUAUUCGAAGACAUCGGAAAAGAGGAGAAGAACGUUUUAACGCACACAACAUUAAAUCAAGUUUCUCUGAUAAGCUUUGAAACAAGUGGUAUUAUCGAAAUAUCUUUGCUUGGCAUAUCAUUCAAGAACACUACAUAUUAUUUAGUAGCCAGUUUCAUUUUCAUAACACGUUACAAAACAAUUUUCAGGGAUUUACAUAUAUUCUUAUUAUGUCAAAGCACACGAAGACUGUCUGCCUAAGAUAAGGAUGCCUUCGUGGAGGACUUUCUAAGAAAAACUGGCUGGUAUAAACGUUACACAUAGGGAAAACCACAAAAACGCCCAUGCAGCCAGCCCGUUCAACUGGAUUCCAACACCGUUAAAUCUGAAUGCAAAUGUACAGUGCUAUUAUUCUGUCGUGUGCUUCGCUUGUGUACUUGUAAUGGAAAAUAAAUGUAUUUACGAAUUGAUUGAGUGUAAAAUUCGGACUUGAAUAAAAGAUAAAUGUUUUCUUAUU
Stegodyphus dumicola is the source of this 1209-nucleotide messenger RNA. RefSeq lists its product as uncharacterized. NCBI's taxonomy places the organism in Eukaryota, Metazoa, Arthropoda, Arachnida, Araneae, Eresidae. The record is from RefSeq and is a predicted model, not a curated record.